CACCCGCGUCGGUCGCCAUUCACCCAAAAACGUGUUAAAAACCACCAAAAUCCAGUGAACACCCAUAAUAUAGACGAAGUGAAUAACACAUAGAACAGUUGGCGAUAGUACGAAGGCGAAGCAUGACCCGAAUUUACCCAAAAUCGAUACGGGGACAAUUUGGGCAAACAAUAAAGGGAUCCGUUUUAUUAAUUUGCCAUGUUUUAUUCUCUAUCAUUCUGUGCCACGACACUGAAAACGAUUCUCAAUGAGUAUUUAAAACAUUAUGACAAUAAGAAGACAAUAAAUUAGAGAUAAUUAAUUAAUAGAUUUAUAAUAUAAUUGCAAUCGGAAUUGAUAUCGAAUUGAUAAUCGAAAAUGGCGAACACGGCCCAUUUGAUGAGGCGACAGAGCUCCCGGGACUUGUAUGCCCAGCGUUCGUUAGAUCGAAUGGAAAUGAAGGAGCUAAGAGGCCGUUUGGUGACUCUGGAGAACGGUCACCAGAUCCAUCGCACCCACGUGAUGUACGGAGCGACUAACCAAGCAUUCGAAGACACCAGUCCAAACAGACGGUCAUCGGAAACACCGACAAGCAAAGCUAGUUCGGAGAACGAAAGAGCGGGCAUAAAACCUGAAGGAGUCGAAAGGGAAUCAUGGGAUAGCAAGCUCACGUUUCUGUUAGCGACCGUCGGUUACGCCGUUGGUUUGGGAAACGUCUGGCGAUUUCCGUAUCUAGCUCAAAAGAACGGCGGCGGUGCGUUUCUGAUCCCUUACUUCGUGAUGUUGGCGAUUGAAGGCAUUCCGAUCUUUUAUCUGGAGCUGGCCAUUGGUCAGAGGCUGAGGAAAGGUGCUAUUGGUGUGUGGCACCAGGUGUCUCCAUAUCUAGGCGGGAUAGGGAUCAGCUCAGCCGUGGUGUCGUUCAACGUAGCUCUGUACUACAACUCAAUAAUCGCGUGGUGUUUGUUCUACUUCGCGCAGAGCUUCCAGGCGGAGCUGCCGUGGUCGGAGUGUCCUAAGAAGUACUUCAGCAAUGGGUCGUACACCACUGAACCGGAAUGUGCUGUGAGCAGCCCAACGCAAUACUUCUGGUACCGUACAACACUCCAGAUUUCAGAAGACAUCAACUACCCAGAGACCUUCAACUACAAGAUAGCCCUCGCCCUCGUCAUCGCCUGGAUCCUCGUGUACAUGUGCAUGAUUAAGGGCAUAGCAUCCUCCGGCAAAGUCGUCUACGUCACAGCUACGUUUCCAUACAUAGUGCUGGUGAUUUUCUUCUUCAGAGGAAUAACUUUGAAAGGAAUGGGCGAUGGACUGAUCCAUCUAUUCACGCCGAAGUGGCAUAAGAUUUUGGACCCAGUAGUAUGGCUAGAAGCUGGUACUCAAAUCUUCUUUUCUUUGGGGCUAGCCUUCGGAGGUCUUAUAGCGUUCAGUUCUUACAAUCCGGUGGAUAAUAAUUGCUAUAGAGACGCAAUAAUGGUGUCAAUGACGAAUUGUCUGACGUCAAUGUUCGCUGGUAUAGUUGUCUUCUCGAUUAUUGGGUUCAAAGCCACGAUGGUUUAUGAGAAGUGCCUUAGUUUGAGGAAUGCGACACUUUUGGAGAUUUUCGGAUCUGGCUAUAGAUCGAUGGUGUUCCCUGAAGCGGGACAAAAUGUGACAUUGGAUUUGAACGGCAAUUUGACCACGUUGGUGAUGCCUCAUUUGCCGGAGUGUGAUUUGCAGAAGGAGUUAGAUAAUACUGCAUCAGGAACCGGCCUAGCAUUCAUAAUAUUCACUGAAGCGAUCAACCAGUUCCCGGGCGCUCAGUUCUGGUCCGUUCUGUUCUUCCUCAUGCUCUUCACCCUCGGCAUCGAUUCACAGUUUGGAACUCUAGAAGGAGUGGUCACCUCUAUCGUGGACAUGAAACUGUUCCCAAACCUUCGCAAGGAGUAUUUAACUGGAGGAUUGUGUUUGAUCUGUUGUCUGUUGUCUAUGGGAUUCGCCCAUGGUGCUGGGAGUUACAUUUUUCUGCUCUUCGAUAUGUACAGUGGGAACUUUCCGUUGCUGAUCAUUGCGUUCUUUGAAUGUAUCGGCAUCGCUUACGUCUAUGGUGUGAAGAGAUUCGCCGACGACAUAGAACUGAUGACCGGUCAACGUCCAGGUAUAUACUGGCUGAUCUGCUGGAAGUAUCUCUCUCCCCUGGCCAUGCUCUCCAUCCUGGUGUCUUCCUUCGUGGAGCUGGCGACCGAGGGCUCCAGCUACGAGGCCUGGAUCAGUUCUGAGGGUGACACUGAGAAGAAACCCUGGCCUAUAUGGGCGGUUCUGUUGGUGCUCGUCUUGGUGCUGGCUUCAGUACUCUGGAUACCAGGAUUAGCGAUUUGCAGAUACUUCGGCAUACAGAUCAUCGAUGACGAGGAGAGAGCGUGGUUCCCGGCUGAAGAUCUCCGCGACUUCCACGGGAUCGAACCCCGGCCCGUCUCCAGCAUCGAGACCCUGCUGUUCUGCACCAGACCUGACGGCUCCGAGGGCUGCUGCUGGCCUGGUUGCUGUGAGACUGACGAUGAGGAGUAGGACACAUAACCAUACCAGAUGGCCUAUUCACUAAUUUGGUCUUUAAUAACAACCUAUCAAUAUAAACAUGCAAUCAACUGAGAAAUAUCAUUUAUCUACUGUAUGAUAUCCACGAAGGGUUGUCAGUAGGCACUGGGUGACAUUUGUUACAUAGAAUCUCAAUUUCUACUAGUAACAUACGUCAAAGUUAGUGAAUUAACCUACAGAUCAACUUAGAGUAACUGUAGGGCAUUACUCCACGAGAAUUACCAACCAGCUAUUGUCAGUGAUUCAUGAAUCACGUGACUUCGUAUUCAAUAUUAAUCUAUUGCUAACUGAAUAAAAUUACUAAACAGUACUUACUUAUGUGUGACAUUGUCAUUUUCGUUAGCAAUGGGCAUUACGGAUUAUGAAAAAUGCGGUUGUUAUUGGUUUAAUGUUAAUAAUAUUAGAUGUCGCAUAGACCAAAGUUAGUGAAUAGGCCAGCAGUUUGAAAACAAUCAAUAAGUUCAAUGUUAGACAUGCCAUAAUAAUAAGUAAGGAACAUUGAGUUACUUUGUACUACGUACUAGAGAAGCUAUUCCAUACGAAAAUCAUGUCGAUUACUGUCUGAAGUGUUCUCUGCAAAGUUAUAACGGUAAGUCUUCCCGUACUAUUAAAAUAUGCAACGUUAAUCGCUUUAAGAAUAUUAUAUAUUUCUUGCGACCAAAAGAAAGAAAGCAAAAUACGUUUAUUUUAAAUUUGUGCCAUACUAGUAUAAUAUGAUGUCUCAACCGCUUGGAGACUAAACCUAGUAGUAACUUUAAAAAAAGUUAUGGCAAAACAUCGUAAGCUUCUUGAUUAAUAUGGCACUUACGCCUUACACUCAAAAUAGUAAGCUAGCAAGAAACUAUGAAUUGCGGCGAUUUCGCCACAGAUGGAACGCAGUAGCAACGACUCAUGUGUUCUCUACUCAGACCAAUUAUAGAAGGACCUGUAUAGCACUCAUAGUCACGAACAAAAUUGUCUGUCAUUUUCUGAGAAAAACGAGCUUAGAUUUGGUAUACAUCUCAUACUAAACUAGAAGUUUUUGCCCGUUUUUUACACAAUUCAAUUGCACAAAAAGAUAUUUUUACGGAGCUCUUUAACCGACGAACACGAUUAUUACUAUUUAACAUCAAUUCUAUAGAGACAGUUUUUAUAAUCGCAUUAAAUCGUUGAUCAUAUACUUUGACAGAAAAGUAACGUCUAGCGAGGCAGGUCCUUUACAAUAAUUGGUCUGAGGUUCUCUAGUACGUGGAAGGUACAUAAUAACUCAAUGGUAAUGAAUCACAAUAACAGUUAUUUGUACUAACAUAUCAAAAUAAGAAAAAUAUCCACAUAUCUUUGAAAUCUUUCUGGAUAUACCUACUGAAAGAAUAUCAUACAAUUUUGAUAACUAUUGUGUGUACCUAGAACAUAAUAUUAUGAUAGUGAUACUCGUAUUCCAUGAAGUGAUAUCGUUCAGUAUCAUCUCAUUAUCGUUUAAGCCUAGUUCGGACUACUUUAGUAUUGUAGUCGAGUACUAACUAUUUUUGGGUGAUAGCCAAGUAGUCUAGUAUGCUACUCGACUAAACUGCUAUAGUACUCUAGUCCGAACUAGUCCUUACCCAAAGUUAAGUCGGCAAAAUAUGUCAUUCUCUUCCAUUCGCUUCUUGCACUCGCUCUCUAUCAUACGUCUACCUACUCAUACUCCUUUUGCUUUAUUUUCCUUUUUGGUCUAGGCGACUAACGCGACACACACAGACACAGACUUCAACCACGUUUGAGUUCUCCUCUUGUGAUAUUAUUAUUGACCAAUAAAAUACCUUGUAAUUAUUUUUUAACUUUGGCAAAUUGACGUUAUAGCACGUUUUCAAUGGAUAUUUUUUUAUAUUCUGUGACUGUGAACAUUUCUGUUCUUUACCAUUAUACCAUAGCUAUCAUAACAUUACCCUCCAUUCGUCAUAAUCCUGCCGUUUAUACUGUUAAAUAUUUGUAUAUUUGUUGUCAUUAGUACCUAUUUAUAUAAAUUUGUUGUUACCUAAUAUAAAGUAAAAUUCAUAUACACAAAUCUAUAAAUAGUUAUGUAAAAGUAGAAUCUGUUGUGUAAGAUUCCAUACCCAUUCAAAUAGGAGAAAAAGAGAUAGAUUGCAAUGCACUGUAAAGCCCGAUUUACACUCGCGCCGCGUUCUGUGAAUGUAAACAAUAGAAGUUAUUCAUUAUUUUCAAAAUCUUUUGCAAAUGCGUCAACAGCCGUAGUUAUUCUCGUUGGAGUGUGCUAACUAAAUCUGGAAAUUUUGAGAGUGUGGGUACUUACCCGUGAGGAAACGCGUUUGUGCGUAGUGUGGACUUGACAAUCAGCAUACUCGUUAGGUCGUCGACUCUACCCUAGCUGAUAGAAAAGAAAGUUCCUAUCGCUAAGGAUCAGCAAUCAGGUAGCAUUUUCGUAAAAAAAAAUUACGAUACUUCAAAAAAAGCCGAGUGAUAUCCGAUAUAAUUAAGUAAAAAAAUAUUUUUAACUUAAACGAUUGACCUCAUCAAUCUAGGGUACCCACUGUUCAGCCAACACAAUAAAAAUGUUUUGUCCACCUUUUUCGCUAUCUAUCUAUCCCUUUUUCAUCUACUUAUUCACAUCAUCGUUCAUAGAAUGCCUACUUCGGACUACUUUAGUCAAGUACGAACGAUUUUUAGAAACACUGCCCAAAAAUCGUUAGUAAUCGACUAAAAUACUAAAGUAGUCCGAACUAGGCCUAAUACAUAACAAUACUAUUAUAAUCAACGAUGACAAUAAAAAAUCGUCUUGGAAUUGCCUAUUUUAAAAAUAUGCUUAGCUAAAUAAAAAAAGGCAAUGAUACUAGAAAAAGAUAAAGAUAAACUUAUUAGUUAUUCUUAUAUAAUUAUUAUAUUGACUAUAUUGUAGGUAAAGAAUUUUAUUAGCGAUUUUUAGACUGUUUUUAUGACAAUUAUUUAAAGAUUUUAAAUGACAAUAACGAAUAAACAAAAGACAAUAAAAUAAUUCCUGAAUAAAAAUAGAAUAAUGUUAUAUUAAAACGAGAACACUAAUGGCUCCCUUACACGGUACCUACACCGUCGGCCAUGAGGGACGUAAACAAACAUGUAGAGGGCAAAAACUGAGUCGGUACCGGUUUUCCGGUCAAUAGCAAUCAUCAAAAACAAGUUACAAAGCCCUCAACCUUUGGUCGUUCUUUUUAUUAUAAUAACCAUAAGUGCAGAGGGGCCUUUAGUAAAUACAUUUUAGCAAUUUUAAUUACUCUCCUUUACUCCUAUUGUGCUUUAU
Molecule: messenger RNA, 5803 nt
Organism: Bicyclus anynana (squinting bush brown)
Lineage: Eukaryota; Metazoa; Arthropoda; Insecta; Lepidoptera; Nymphalidae
Product: sodium-dependent neutral amino acid transporter B(0)AT3
Exons: 5
Coding region: 358-2526 (722 amino acids)
Biological process (GO): sodium ion transmembrane transport
Cellular component (GO): membrane
Source: RefSeq, a predicted model, not a curated record